This is a messenger RNA of Pangasianodon hypophthalmus (striped catfish), 8725 nucleotides long. Its product is annotated as A disintegrin and metalloproteinase with thrombospondin motifs 20. The coding region runs from base 276 to 5987 and encodes 1903 amino acids. NCBI's taxonomy places the organism in Eukaryota, Metazoa, Chordata, Actinopteri, Siluriformes, Pangasiidae. The transcript is spliced from 38 exons. The record is from RefSeq and is a predicted model, not a curated record. Gene Ontology annotation, cellular component: extracellular matrix. Gene Ontology annotation, biological process: extracellular matrix organization; proteolysis. Gene Ontology annotation, molecular function: metalloendopeptidase activity; zinc ion binding.
GAUGGCCGAGGGAAAAGCAGCCGAGUUGGCAGCGACCCCUCAGCCUAGUACUCCGAGUACGCUCUCAGACGCGCCCCGGAUAGCCGCCGCUCGCACUUUCAGGCCUGACGCGGAUGUGCGGAAUCUCUUUGCGAUGAGGCCAGCGCGCUCGGCAACACUGGCGUUGCAGAAGAGAGCCGAGAAUCCCAUGAGCCGCUGCUGACACGCCGGGAGAAGGAGAGCAGAAAGCCGGUGGUGGGGAGGAGGCUGCGGCUUCUGCUUCCCGGAGAAGCACCAUGCCGCUGGCAAUCUGGCUGCUGGGACUCAUGUGUCACCUUGCUGGACUCGCCUGGAGCUUGCACAUGCAUCGACUGCACCCAAAGCAAGAAAGUUUCGUCAGGCAGCUGUCCGCGUAUGAAAUAGUAACGCCGGUUCGCGUGAACGAUUUCGGCGAGUCGUUCCCGCAGCAGCGGCACUACCGGCGCAGGCGGAGGAGCGCGGACUCGGACCUGGCGGCGGCGCUGCGCGCGCACUACCGCAUCGAGGCGUUCGGCGAGCGCUUCCACCUUAACCUGAGCGCCGACGCGGCCUUCAUCGCGCCCUCCUACGCAGUGACGCACCUGGGCGCGCCGGAGAGCCGAGGACACGACCCCGGGGACAUGCGACACUGUUUCUUCCAAGGACACGUCAAUGGACAACGCCAGCACCGCGCUGUCUUCAGCCUGUGCACCGGCCUCAUUGGUACAUUUACAACCCACAGUGGAGAAUACUUCCUAGAACCUUUAAUGACAGCUGAUGAGGAGGAGUAUGAGGAAGAACACAACAAACCUCAUCUGGUAUACAAGCACGAGAGGAAGAAGAAGCACGACAACAACACAUCUGAGCCUUGUGCAUCUUCAGAUCACAUGAAAGAUCAUAAUCAUUUCCAUAGCAAUGGAAGCAUUGAAGAAGGGGUUAAUUCAGUAUGGGAAGCUAUGGACAAACAUCUGCCUGGUAUGCAACUGUCAACCUCCAAAAAUCAUCCCAGUGGCAGCAGGAGAAAGCGCUUCCUGUCUUAUCCGCGCUUCGUGGAACUGAUGGUCACGGCAGACGCCAAGAUGGUGCGGCACCACGGACGCAAUCUGGAGCACUACAUUCUGACAAUCAUGUCAGUAGUAGCUGCUGUUUACAAAGAUCCUAGCGUUGGAAACCUCAUCAAUAUCAUGAUUGUCAAACUGAUCAUUAUUCACAAUGAACAGGAAGGACCAAAUGUCAACCGCUAUGCUGCUGCGACGCUACACAACUUCUGUGUGUGGCAACAAAGUCAAAAUGUUCUGGAUGACAGUCAUCCCUCUCAUCAUGACACUGCUCUGCUCAUCACCAGGGAGGAUAUCUGUCGGGAAAAAGACAAGUGUGACACAUUAGGUCUGGCAGAGCUGGGUACAAUGUGUGACCCAUAUCGGAGCUGCUCCAUCAGCGAAGAGAAUGGUCUGAGCUCCUCCUUCACCAUUGCCCAUGAGCUGGGCCAUGUCUUCAACAUGCCUCACGACAACCACCCAAAGUGCCGGGAAGCAGGAAUGAAGCAUCAGUAUCAUGUCAUGGCCCCGACUCUGAACUACGACACCAGCCCAUGGUCCUGGUCCAAGUGCAGCCAAAAGUACAUCACAGAGUUUCUAGAUACUGGUUAUGGGGAGUGUUUGUUGGAUGAACCAGUUGGCAGGUCCUACGACCUCCCUGUCAAGCUCCCGGGUCAAAUCUACAAUGCUAAUCGGCAGUGUGAACUCAUGUUUGGACCAGGCUCCCAAGUCUGCCCGUUCAUGAGACAGUGUAAGAGGCUUUGGUGCACGAGCUCCGAAGGGGACCAUAAAGGCUGCCGCACACAGCACAUGCCCUUGGCCGACGGAACUGAAUGUGGACAUGGGAUGCACUGUAGGCAUGGUAUGUGUGUAAACAGAGAGAUGGAGACGAGGCCGGUGCAUGGUGAGUGGGGACCAUGGGGACCCUACAGUGUGUGUUCCAGGACCUGUGGUGGUGGUACACGCAGCACAUCUAGAGACUGCAACAGACCUGAGCCGAGGAAUGGCGGGCGCUUUUGCGUCGGACGCCGCAUGAAAUUCCGCUCCUGUAACACAGAGCCGUGUCCAAGGGGCCGGAGAGACUUUAGAGAGGAGCAGUGCUCACAGUUUGAUGGCAAACAUUUCAACAUCAGUGGCCUACCUUCCACUGUCCGCUGGGUGCCCAAAUACAGUGGCAUCCUCAUGAAGGAUCGAUGUAAGCUGUUCUGUCGUGUUGCUGGGACGAUGUCCUACUACCAGCUGCAAGAUCGAGUGGUUGAUGGAACUCCUUGUGGUCCAGACACUUAUGACAUCUGUGUUCAAGGCCUUUGCAGGCAAGCAGGUUGUGAUCAUGUUUUGAACUCCAAGGCCAGGAAUGAUAAGUGUGGAGUGUGUGGAGGGGACAACUCCUCCUGUAGGACUGUCGCUGGCACCUUCAACAAUGCACAAUAUGGUUAUAAUGUUGUGGUCCGAAUCCCAGCUGGUGCAACCAACAUUGAUAUAAGGCAGGUCAGCUACUCAGGAACUCCAGAAGAUGAUAACUACCUUGCUCUUUCUGACAGCCAGUCAAACUUCCUGCUGAAUGGGAACUUUGUCGUCUCCAUGUUUAAAAGAGAAAUCUCCUUAAAAGGAACGCAGAUUGAGUACAGUGGUUCCAACACCACAGAGGAGCGCAUCAACUGCACUGAGCGUGUGGAAGAGGAGCUCAUUCUACAGGUGUUGUGUGUGGGGAACCUGUAUAGUCCUGAUGUACGUUAUUCCUUUAACAUUCCUAUAGAGGAACACCAAGAGCAGUUUGUGUGGGACCCCUCAGGCCCCUGGCAGGAGUGCAGCCGCAUGUGCCAAGGAGAGCGGCGGAGAAAACCAGUGUGUGUACGUAAGAGUGAUCGCCUGGUGGUUUCAGAUCAGAGGUGUGAGCAUCUUCCUCGACCAAGGGCAGUUAUGGAGUCUUGCAAUAUAGACUGUGAACUUAGGUGGCAUGUGGCGGGUAAGAGUGAGUGCUCCACUAAGUGUGGGCCUGGGUAUCGUACGCUAGAAGUGCUGUGCAUGCGCUACAGCCAGGUGAAGAGAGAGAGUGAGAGAGUGGAAUUUCGAGCGUGUGCCGAUCUGGCUAAACCUCAGAGCCGUGAGCCCUGCCAUGGAGACUGUCUACUGAAGAGCUGGCAGUACAGCGCCUGGUCUCAGUGUUCUAAGAGCUGUGGGCGAGGCACCCGUACACGUGACUCCUACUGCAUGAAUAACCUCGGCCGCAGACUGGCAGAGCGUGAGUGUAGCGAGUACCAGAGAGCUGUCUCUGAACCCUGUAAUGACACGCCAUGUCCUGACUGGUCCAUCAGCGAGUGGACAGAGUGCACAGUGACGUGUGGGAAGGGAGUGAAGCGCAGACAGGUGUUCUGUGUUUUGGCAGAGGAGAGGCUCAACGAUGAGCUGUGUGAUCCCAACAGCAAACCCCGCACCAUAAGCAGCUGUAUGCACUCAGAGUGCGCUUCCUGGCAGGUUGGCGCCUGGAGCACGUGUGCUGUGACCUGUGGCCAUGGAUACCAAAUGCGAGCAGUGAGGUGUGUGUCUGGUGCUUAUGGCAAGACCAUGGAUGAUAGAGAGUGUAAUGCAGCGUCAAGACCACGAGAUAGCCAGGAAUGUGAGUUGCCAGCCUGUCCUCGAACAUCAUUAGCACUCAGCACACCACGACCUGCAUCAUCUGGACACUUACACACUCAGUGGAGAUUUGGGUCCUGGACUACAUGCUCUGUCUCCUGUGGGAAGGGUGAGAGAGCACGGUAUGUCAGCUGCAGAGACUCUCAAGGACGAAUAGCUGAUGAGGCUUACUGCGCCCAUCUUCCUCGACCUCCAGAAACCUCAGCAUGCUUCAGCCCCUGUGGCCAAUGGAGAGAGGGAGAGUGGUCACCUUGCUCUGUGUCGUGUGGUGUGGGUCGUGCUACAAGGCAGGUGGUGUGUAUGAACUACAACCAGCAGGUAGAUGAGUCUUUUUGUCACCUGGAUGAGAAGCCCAGCUCUGAGCAGGAGUGUGCCGCAGCCCCAUGCCACUCAGCCUACCAGCUCUGGCCCAAUAACCAGCCCUACCUCCCCCCUGACCCUCGCAGUCAUCCAGGGCACAGUAGCUGGAACGUUCCCUCGGCAGACCACCAGUGGAGGACCGGGCCCUGGGGAUCAUGCUCCAGUACGUGUGAGGGGGGCUUCCAGAGGAGAGUGGUGGUGUGUCAGGACUCAGAGGGCCGCAGCACUAAUUACUGCGACGAGAGAGUCAAACCUAGUGAAUCAAAGAGCUGUGACUCAGGACCUUGUCCUCUGUGGAACUACGGUAUCUGGGGAGAGUGUAGUCUGUCAUGUGGUGGCGGGCAGCGAACUCGGCUAGUAGUGUGUCAGCGUCCGAAUGGGCAGAGGCUGAACGAACACAACUGUGACAUGCUCGACAAACCCCCCGAUGUGGAGCGGUGCAAUAUGCAGCCGUGCCCCGGCAGCGCUUCCUGGCACAGGCGACCAUGGAAGCCGUGUUCUGUGACUUGUGGCAAGGGGACUAUACAGAGGGAACUGGUCUGUGUUUACCACAACCAGACUGAAACAGAGGAAGAGCACUGCGCACAUCUUCCCCGACCCAAGACACGCAAACUAUGCAGGGCAGGACCAUGUCCCAGCUGGAAAACCAACAAGUGGCAAGCGUGCACAGUCACUUGUGGGGUUGGAGUGCAGAAACGUGAUGUGUACUGUAGGUUGAAAGGCAAAGGUCGUGUAGGGGAAGACAUGUGUGAUGCUCAUCUCCGUCCCAGCAGUUUGCAGCAGUGUUUGUCUCCUGAGUGCCAUGGCUAUAGCUGGUCAGCCAAUGAGUGGCAGGAGUGUAACGCUACAUGUGGAGAAGGUAUGAGACAUAGGACGGUCCUUUGUGUGGAUGGAGUGAAGAAUCCUGUCUCCGAGAGUCUCUGUGACCCCUCAAGCAGACCUGAACUUUAUCAGCCUUGCAUCAGUGCCCCCUGUCAGUACGUCUGGGUAACUGCAACAUGGACACAGUGUUCUGUGAGUUGUGGAGCAGGUUACCAGCAGAGGAUGGUGUCAUGCACUGCAGUACCUUCUGCUCCCAACCUGCAGGUGUUUGGGGCUCAGUCGUAUACCCAGGUUUUGUCUUCUAAGUGCCCACAGCCUCCUCCACCAAACACGCAACCAUGCCAGCUCACAGUAUGCCUAUUGCCUGUGUACUGGAAAGUUGGUCCAUGGAGCAAGUGUUCUCAGACUUGUGGUGCUGGAGUGAUGCAGAGGACGGUCGAGUGUCUCAACGAUAAACAUCUCCCCUCUAAAAACUGCUCAUUAUCCACCCGACCUCAUUCUCAGGCGGCCUGCACACAGAGACAUUGUGAACUGGCCUCCAACUGCAAGGAGCUACAGAUGAGAGAAGGCAUUAGAAAAGAUGGCGAACAUCACCUCCAAGUUAAAUCGAGAGUUCUCCAGAUUUACUGUGCAGAAAUGCAGACCAGCUUUCCAAAAGAGUAUGUGACCCUACGCAGUGGUCACACUGACAAUUACUCAGAGGUGUAUGGAUACAGGCUGAAUAACCCCUUUGAGUGUCCGCAUAAUGGCAGCAGACGUCAGGACUGUGCUUGCAGAAAUGACUAUCCUGCAGUGGGCUACACUCUGUUCCACAGAGUGAGACUGGACCUCAGCACCAUGCGAAUAAUCACCACAGAUGUGCAGUUUUCUAAAACCCUUCUUGGCCACCCUGUUCCCUUUGGCAGUGCUGGGGACUGUUACAGUGCUGCUAGAUGCCCUCAGGGUCAGUUCAGCAUCAAUCUCACUGGAACAGGACUGAAAGUGGCUGAAUUGACUAAGUGGGUACCUCAAGGCAACUAUGUCUCGAUCAAAGUCCAUCGAUCAGAGGAUGGAACACGAAUCUACGGGCGCUGUGGAGGAUUCUGUGGAAAGUGUCUGCCUCAUCCUCAUACUGGCCUCCUUGUCCAGGUCCAGUGAAAGACACUCAGAUCAAGUCUGCAAGUGCGCACAUGAAAAUUUCCAUCAGGGUCUUAGCAUUGCUGGAAUGUUUAUUUUGUGAAAAAUUAUCACGUAUACUAGACUGCAUGAAUGCAUGUGAAGAACUGUUGGUCUAUACAUGUAAACGCAUUUUACAUGCAUAUGACCACUGUGGUUUACCUUGCAGGUGUACUGAGGCGUCAUGUCUCUCUUUAAUGGGACAUGUCCUGCACACUCUGUGUUGCUCUUUGGCAACUCUGGUUAAUGAUCAGGACUGUAGUGAGCCACAGCUCAAGUCUCCUUCCAUAAUUCCCAGGAGAAAUGUCACGUCCUCCUUCAAGCGCUCACAAGCACAGUGUCUGUGCUGAGUCAGAACUACAGACAAGAAGUGUCAAAAAUUAAUAAUAAUAUAUAACAUGCACAAUAUCAUAUAUCAAUAUUGUUAUAUUGUGCCUGCGUCUUCCAGCAUUGCUUAUGGUCCCAAUAUAAAUCAUAUCCUAUCUGGAAGGCAUAAUUUUAGUCAAAUUUUAGUCAAAUUUACUAUACAACAGUUUCUUUAAACCUUGAAAACAACCCGCACUCUGAUGAAACUAUGAUUAAAGGGUAUCAAAAAGCUGUGAUUAUAGGUUAGACAAUUAUUGGAGCAGGAACAUUUAAUAUCAGUACAUGCAUACUGGAAAACAGACUCUUCCCUCCAUGGUAAGGGUUUGUUAUAAUACUGUAACCUCUUGUCUUGUUAUAGGACAGGCUCAUCUCAUACCACACAAGUAUUUAUUCCUAACCAGGGAAAACUGCAGAAAUGUAGUCAGUCAGUAUGCAAAUACACUGAUUAAAGUAUAAGUUCAAAGCAAGGAAAAGCUGCCAAAGGCUUUCAUAAAAGGAAUAGCGUUUCUGUUGUUUUAUUGUAACCGAACAAUGUUUUCUUUCAUAUUCAUCAAGUAGGUGAUCUAAGGGGUUGACUUUUUUACACUUAUGUAUUACGUAUGCAUUCGCAUAUUACAGACUUAGCAAUCAUUUGGACAACUUAUCCUCCAAAAGGGUUGUGGAAAUAUUUGGCUCCAAGGCCUAGCCAGGAGGGGAAAAAAAAUGGAACUACUGAAAGACUGUCCCCUCUAUUAAUGUGUGACAACACUGACUGAGGGGUAGUAGAUAGAUUUUUAUAAAACUGUAAUAUUUUUGUUUCAUUAAACAUAUUUUAAAAGAGUAGAAUACCCUGACAACAGCAAAUAGCUGGAUCUGAAAAUGAACAUAGCAAAAAAAUAGUGUUUGUGUUCUCACUGACCAACGUGAGUGUUCACAUUAUCCUAAUGAUCAUUCUAAGUUAGGAUUCAAAGUUAUAAUCGCACCACACAGCAAAGCACUGUAAAGAACUGUGAAGUAAAUCUGCUGUGGGGUGGAAGGAAAUGUAAAUCAAAUUUAUCGCUGUUGUGUAUAUAGCCAAGAAAGUGAAUAACCUGUGGGGAAAUAUAAUUAUAAAAAUUAUUUUAUUAUGAAAAACAGAUUUUCCCUGCUACCCCAGUGUUGUUGCAAUUUGAUGUACUUUACAAUGUGAUGGCCGUUGUAAAACCGAAAAAAACUCAUACAAUCAAUUGUUACAUUGGUUAUAUCAUUUUAUUCAACCAAUAAAGUAAUUAAUUUAGCUAGUUAUUUGUAUUUCAGAUGCAGAUCGUCUGUCAUAACCAGUGAUAGAAUAACAAUCUGACCCUACCUCCUACAAAGUUGGUUAUUCAAAAUAUGUAUUUUUUCUAUAUGUUUCUGUAUUUUUCCUGCUAUUUAUGUAUGACAAUAUUUAUAUUGUAAUGAUGUGUGUAGAUAUGUACAUUGUUUUGUUGCUAUGACUACUACCAAUGGCAAACCCUUAGGUUUCACUGUAUGUUACAGAAAUGGCAUUACUUUUUUUUUUUUUUUUGAUUAACUUUCUAAAGGAGUAUUAAAUUGCUGGUGCUUUUUACUACUGAAAUUACCUCUACAGUUGAGUUUAAAAUAAGAGAUCUAGAGGUUCUUAUUAUUAUCUACAUAGCAGAGACUUGUGGUACAUGUAAUUUCAUGCUCAGGUGUGGUGUUGGCAUGUUAACUGAGUGUGUUGCACCACAUGUAACAGCUGCCACUUUGCCUUUGAUGUUAGUUUGUCAGUGGCAGUAACCAGAAGGCUUUUGGAAACAAACUGAUCUGGCACUAUACUUAGACCAAAGUCUUGUCUUGUAGGUGCAUGUACUCCAAUCAAGGGACCUUCCCAUGUAAUUUCAGUUUAUUUCGAUUUAAAAGAGCAGUAGAAUCAGUCUUAUAGAAAUGUGCGAGCAGCUAACAAAACAUUGGUUAUUGUUGUUUUGAUAGGCAACUGAACUCUGAGGUCUGUAUCAGAAAUAAAACAAUUACUAGAUGCACAAUGUGCCAAGAAAUGUGUAGAAAUUGAACAUGUCACUUUCAUAUUCAUAUAAUAACAGUUUAAAAUUGUAACUUUUUUUUUAACAUGUAUACUUGAAAUGCAAAUAAUGCAUACUGAUCAUGUCUAGGUACUAUGGUGAAAUGAAACAAUGGGCCCAUUGGCCAUGUAUUAUCCAAAGAUGUUUUACAGAGGCCUAUUUUACCUGUGUAUGUUUGAUGUGUAGAGUUUUUAUAAUGAAAUCAUGAAUUUUGAUGCUAUGUAUAGUAGUAAGAAAGGAUAUAUGAUCAAUCCUGUAAGACCUGCCACUGUACUAACUCUAAUUUAAAAGAGCAAUAAAAUGAAUGAAGUUUAA